Filobasidium floriforme is the source of this 873-nucleotide messenger RNA. RefSeq lists its product as uncharacterized. The coding region runs from base 1 to 873 and encodes 290 amino acids. The record is from RefSeq and is a predicted model, not a curated record. The transcript has 4 exons. NCBI's taxonomy places the organism in Eukaryota, Fungi, Basidiomycota, Tremellomycetes, Filobasidiales, Filobasidiaceae.
AUGAACGGCUGGUCGAGCAUGUUUGAUGCGAUACCCGCUGAGCAUCCUCUGGAUCCGUCGUCCAGCCGGGCUCGAAGUGGAGGGGUCUUGGGACCACGACCUACCUAUCAGACGCAAAGCCGACCGAGUCUCAGUCGGUUGACCGAUGUCGUAGAGAAGGAGGUGGCAGAAGCUGCGGCUUCUCACAGAGGCAGUCCGCUUGCGGAUGGACCGACGAAUCAGGACGUCAAAGGGAAAGGAAGGGCGAUCGACAUGAUCGAGGUCAUCGUGCACAAGGUCACUUCGACAGACUCGGUCAUGGCUGUAGCUUUGAAAUAUGGCAUCGAGGUCGGCACCUUACGAAAAGCCAAUAAACUGUGGUCAUCAGAUCCAAUACACCUACGGACGGAACUACUCGUCCCCCUUGACGCUUGCCUUCGAGGCAAUGUCAUUCGAGGACCAGAAGCUGGCCAGGCGACCAUAGUACCGCGAGGUCAUUAUCGUCAGAAAGACCGGGCCACUGCGCCUCCUUUGAUACGCUUAGACUCGGACCCUCCGCCGCCUGAUCAUCCUCCUGGCGAGAUCGUCUUCAUAAAGAGGGUCUUGCCUACCUCGCUUCAAGCUGGUAGCAAGCAGACCAUACCGAGAAAGAGUGCCGAAUCGACCAGGCCCGCAGUGCGCCGAAGUACGUCCAUAAACCACCUCAACCGAUCGGCCGGCCCCGAGGCUAGGGUCAGCACGAGCUCUUCCCGACCAUCCUUGGAUCUCGGCUGGGAUUCUCGGCCCAGUCGGAAGCUUCGAUCGAGUUGCGGCCUCGGAACGUCUCGACGCCCCAGCAGAGCCGAUCGAGACCGCCGAGAAAUCUCUGGUUCUCGGUCGCGGACGAUGGAAUAG